AUGGUCUCCUUCAAGGCCCUCGUUCUCGGCGCCGUUGGCGCCCUCUCCUUCCCUUUCAACGUCACCGAGCUGUCCGAGGCGCACGCCCGGGGCGAGAAUGUGACCGAGCUCUUGAUGUCUCGCGCCGGCACGCCGAGCCAGACCGGCUGGCACGGGGGCUACUACUUCUCCUUCUGGACCGACAACGGCGGCACCGUCAACUACUGGAACGGCGACAAUGGCAGAUACGGUGUCCAGUGGCAGAACUGCGGCAACUUUGUCGGCGGUAAGGGAUGGAACCCCGGCGCGGCGCGGACCAUCAACUUCAGCGGCUCCUUCAACCCGUCGGGCAACGGGUACCUGGCCGUGUACGGGUGGACGCAGAACCCGCUGAUCGAGUACUACAUCGUCGAGUCGUUCGGCACGUACGACCCGUCGUCGCAGGCCCAGGUCCUCGGCACCUUCUACCAGGACGGCAGCAACUACAAGAUCGCCAAGACGACCCGCUACAACCAGCCCUCCAUCGAGGGCACCAGCACCUUCGACCAGUUCUGGUCCGUCCGCGAGAACCACCGCACCAGCGGCAGCGUCAACGUCGGCGCCCACUUCGCCCGCUGGCAGCAGGCCGGCCUCCGCCUCGGCACCCACAACUACCAAAUCAUGGCCACCGAGGGCUACCAGAGCAGCGGCUCCUCCGAUAUCACCGUCUGGUAA
This is a messenger RNA of Thermothelomyces thermophilus ATCC 42464, 693 nucleotides long. RefSeq names its product glycoside hydrolase family 11 protein. The record is from RefSeq and is a predicted model, not a curated record. Gene Ontology annotation, biological process: xylan catabolic process. Gene Ontology annotation, molecular function: hydrolase activity, hydrolyzing O-glycosyl compounds. NCBI's taxonomy places the organism in Eukaryota, Fungi, Ascomycota, Sordariomycetes, Sordariales, Chaetomiaceae. The transcript has 2 exons. Bases 1 to 693 code for a protein of 230 amino acids.